Priapulus caudatus is the source of this 1568-nucleotide messenger RNA. Its product is annotated as galectin-9-like. Bases 322 to 1161 code for a protein of 279 amino acids. Lineage: Eukaryota; Metazoa; Priapulida; Priapulimorpha; Priapulimorphida; Priapulidae. Gene Ontology annotation, molecular function: carbohydrate binding. The transcript has 7 exons. The record is from RefSeq and is a predicted model, not a curated record.
AACGAUAACCACGCGUGCACGCACCACGCGAUGUUAUGCCCAGAAUAACCAACCAACCACGCAGCCCACUAUGACCUAGCUUCUACGGAAAUUUCCAGCACGCCUGGCUUAAAUUAGUUCAGUGAGUAUUGAACUGAGGCUAGACUACCCGCUAAAGCCGAAAGCAGCGAAAGCUAGAGCAAUCAAUAGCAGCGAAACCCGACUGACGUAGAAGCGACGUGUUUUGUCGAUUCCGAGCUGCUCCGUGCUCUUGUAGCUUCAGGAAAAGGGUGUGUGCUGUUCGCUCGCUGGAACCGAUAGACGUGUUUAAUUACCACCAGGAUGAGCUUUGAGGUGCCGCACGUUAGUGAGCUUCUUGGUGGAGGCCUGACUCCGGGGAAACUCGUGUAUAUUCAGGGAGUUCCACCACCUGGAUCGAGCCGGUUUGCUAUUAAUUUUAUGAGCGGUCAAGAUGGAGAUAUUGGCUUUCACUUUAACCCACGAUUUGAAGGAGGAAAUGUGGUCUGUAAUAGCUGCGUGAAUGGGGAGUGGGGCGCAGAAGAAUCACAUGAAGGGUUACCUCCCAAUUUGGCGGUUGGAGAACCUUUCGAAGUCGUCAUUAAGGGAGAGCCAGAGUGUUUUAAGGUGGCUGUCAAUGGUGCACACUACAUAGAUUUCUGCCAUCGCACCCCCGUGGACACUAUCAAAACUGUUCAAAUUGAUGGAGAAGUAACACUGACAGGAAUUUUUGAAAAAAUGGACGUCAAUGGAACAGUAAGCUAUACGAGUACCAUCCCUGGAGGAUUAGCACCAGGGAAAACUGUUGUUAUUCGGGGAAAGGUACCAGACACAUCUCCUCGAUUUGCGCUCAAUCUCCAAGCUGGACCACCAGGGACGCCGCAGCCUGACAUCGCACUGCAUUUCAAUCCACGAUUUAAUGAGAGAACCGUGGUGCGAAACACUCUGCAAGCAGGAGCGUGGGGCGCAGAGGAGAGGGGUGGGGUACCUCCAAACUUGGUCCCUGGUGAAGCUUUCGAGAUUGCUAUUCUCGUGGAGGAAAACUGUUAUAAGGUGACUGUAAACAGCGUGACCUACACCGAGUUUGCCCAUCGCAUCCCGGUCGACUCUAUCAAUACUGUUGAAAUAGGUGGAGACGUACUGAUAACAGCUAUAUCAUGUUAACGAGGGAAGAACCAAAUCCGCAUCUUCCGGCUUCACGCGUCUAGCCGACGUAAAAACGCAUGCUGAGUUAGUGACGGUAAUUUAAGACACCCGCUUGGAUCUGCAGCAUAUAGCACUGGCUAUUUUAGUUCGCUUCUUCUCGAGACUAAACUACAGCCUAAAAUAGACACCAAAAAUUGUGCUAGCCAAGUAAGCUCUUUGUGUAUUCAAUAAAAUCACAGACUUGCCCAUUAGUGAGAAAUUUAAAAGUUAAACAUUUUAGUUUGCAAACACAAAUUUUUCUUGGAAAUUCACUCUAUUUUGUAUGAUUGCACAAAUAAUAUUUCGUAGUACAUGGAUACGUACGUUCUUAAAGUGAUUACGUAACCAUAAAUAGUAAAAAUAAAUGUUUUUUUUCCACUUUUUCA